AUUUCCAUCCUUCUUCUCUUCACUCUGGUCACACACCCCGACCUCGUUUGAACUGCCGUUGCCGUCUCAUCUCAUCCCAUCUCGUCCUCUGAACCACCCGCUGCCGUCUCAUGGCGCCGUAACACUUGUGUGUGUGUUUGUGUGCGAUUGGUCGGUUGUUUUUUUUUGGUCUCGAUCCAUCGUGCGAUGCCAUUUUUCCCUCAGGACGCCGAGCGAUUCGAUGGGCUGUCUCUCCUCUACUGGACUAUCAUGGGCCCGCACGGCAUCAACCGAGCCGUACAGAGGCUGGAGUUCUGCGACUGCAGGAAGGGACUUGGGGUGAAGAUAAUGGGUGGUUACCGAGACCAGACAGGAGAAGAGUUUGGCAUCUACAUCAAGCGGGUGAUAGGCGGUGGCUUGGCAGCUCAGGACGGGCGGCUUAAGCCAGGUGACCUGAUUUUGGAUGUCAAUAACAUCAGUCUGAUAGGGGUGACCAAUGAAAGGGCGGUGGAGAUAAUAAGGACAGCCUCGCUCUCCAAUCACAUGUCCUUGCUGAUCGCCAGAGACGAUGAAUCCAGCCUGAGACAAACACACAGUGACACAAUCAGGCCGCUCUACGGUUCCUGCUCAGGAAAAGAUGUGAAGCCACACAGAGGGAAGCCGACAGACACAGCCUCGUCCUCCUCCUCCUCUAGAUCGGAGAGCCCCCAGCUUCUCAGUCCUAAAGAUGGGGUCACCGCCUACACCCAUGCCUCCCCUUACACAGCGCACACCCCCACGCACGCCUUCAGCGACAGUGUCAUUCAGUUGAUAUGUGUUGCCAAGGGAACAGGCCUGGGGCUCGUCAUCAAGGGCGGAGCUAACCGGCCAGAAGGACCAAUGGUGUUAAUUCAGGAAAUAGUGCCUGGAGGAGACUCGCAGAAGAACUCCAGCACACCACACCUUCAUGUGAAGUGCAACCUGACCAAAGUGCUCAUCAAGAGCCUGAAGACCAAGUCUGCUGCUGAGGUGGCAGACAUCUUUAAUGCCCACAGCUCGGUGAAAGGAUGGACGGUGGAAAAGUGGCAGAAGGUUGAUUUGCAUCCCAAUUGCCGCAAAUACUGCAGAAGACCUGCCGGAACCCGCAUGGACCCAAGAUUCACCCAGAAAACAGUCAAGUUUGGUGGAGGAGAAAUCAUGGUUUGGGGUUACAUCCAGUAUGGGGGUGUGCGAGAGAUCUGCAGAGUGGGUGGCAACAUCAACAGCCUGAAGUAUCAACAACUUCUUGCUGCCCAUUACAUUCCAAACCACAAGAAAGGGCAAAUUCUUCAGCAGGAUGGCGCUCCUUGUCAUACUUCAGCCUCCACAUCAAAGUUCCUGAAAGCGAAGAAGGUCAAGGACGGCAGGCUGCAGGUCGGGGACCAGUUGGUGUCCAUUAACAAAGAGUCCCUGAUCGGAGUGACGUAUGAGGAAGCCAGGAGCAUCCUGACUCGCACCAAACUCAGACCGGACCCCACGGUGGAAAUUGCCUUCAUCAGAAGGGGGUCAUCCUCCAGCUCCAGCAGCGGGCCUCACAGCCCCAUCUCCUUGCCGAUGUCCGGUUGUGGAGGUGGAGGUGGACCCCACACCAGGGCCCCGGCUCUGGGCGCCGUGCCUCCACAGCCGGCCGUGGUCACCAAGAUCACCUCCAGCCGAAACCCUGCCUGUGAGACUCUGCCAGCUGUUAAUGUCACCCAGGUGCGAGUGUCUCCAGCCAGAACGGAGCCAACACGUGUCUCCUCUCCGCCAGAGAGCGUCAUCAUCGCUGAAAUAAACCAUGAGCCGGCCAGCAGACAGCAGGAUCCUCACAGGAAAAGUUCCCCCAACACCAGCUGUCGCCUCAAACUGGAGAAACUGGAGCAGGCUCUGGAUCUGCUUGGUCUGAAGCCCACAGACGAUCAGCAGCAGUUGCUCAGGUCCAGACUACGAGCGGAUCCAGCAGGGACCGUGGCCUUCACAGAUUUUGAGAGCCAGAUCAGGGAGCUGUUGAGGCCUCAGCUGGAUGAGUUGGCCCUCGCUCAGCCGGGCUCGAGGUUCACGUCUGAAGAGCUGUCCAGUUUGUUGGAGUCACCCACCAACACACCGGCGUCUCUGUCGGACUCUGAGGAUUUGGAGGAGAUGGAGCGACUGAGGAAGGAACACAUCGAGGCUCUGAGGGAGAUCAAGAGGCUGCAGGAGCAGCUGGUCGAGUCUCAGAGAGUUCACCGCCAGAUGGAGGACGAGCUCGCCAAAGUCCAACAGGUGAGUCCCACCAAGGUCCAACAGGUGAGUCCCACCAAGGUCCAACAGGUGAGUCCCACCAAGGUCCAACAGGAGGUGCAGCAGGGCACGGAGCAGAGCCGGGCCCUGAUUGGUCGGGUCCAGCGGGCCGAGGCCGCCCAGCGCCAGGCCAGAGGGAUGGAGAUGGACUACGAGGAGGUCAUCCACCUGCUGGAGGCCGAGAUCGCCGAGCUCAAGACUCGCCGCCUACAGCCGGCCAAUCAGGAUGAGACGGAGGAUCUGAAGAAGCGAGUCGCUGUCCUCGAGUGCCAGCUACGGAAGAGCGAAGCGGCGAAAAAGGUCUUCGAGAUGUCGACGGGGAAACUGCUCAGUUUUGUGGAGAACGUUCAAGAGUUCCUGCUGGAAAGUCAUGGACCAACAAAGAGUCACAGCUUCGGAGACGUUAAAGUGGGCGCGUCGUCCCAAGGCGUGGCUCCACGCCACAAGAAGAGUUCGUGGACGGCUGCGUCGCUCGGCCAAGAGGCGAAGGAUCUCAUGCGGACCAUCCGAGCCCUCCUGGACGCCGACUUGCUGACCUUCUAGAGGAGCGCCAGUCCGCCACGCAGCGAGGGUCCGAGAUGUCUGCAGGACUUCAACCGACAACCCCAAAACUUUCCCCUCCCCCCUGACAACCCCUGGUCCAAACAAAA
Molecule: messenger RNA, 2906 nt
Organism: Perca flavescens (yellow perch)
Lineage: Eukaryota; Metazoa; Chordata; Actinopteri; Perciformes; Percidae
Gene: stxbp4
Product: syntaxin binding protein 4
Exons: 23
Coding region: 187-2799 (870 amino acids)
Biological process (GO): insulin receptor signaling pathway; regulation of insulin secretion involved in cellular response to glucose stimulus
Cellular component (GO): cytoplasmic vesicle
Molecular function (GO): syntaxin binding; nucleic acid binding
Source: RefSeq, a predicted model, not a curated record